ACGCGCCCCGCUGGUUUGUUGUGUGUAGCAACCGUUACUGAGGAGAAGUGAGGAGGAGUGAGGAGGAGUAAGGAGGAGUGAGGAGGUCUGAGGAGGUCUGGAGACAUGUCCACUGCGCUCGAUGAGACAGCAGCAGAUGUCCCAGUCAGAGACAUCGCAGUCAACCUGUCUCGACUCACCGCUGCUCUGCAAGACCCGUGGGUUCAUCAAAAUGCUCGGACCCGCCAGGACAUCUCGCGGGUGUCCAGGGAGGAGCUGGAGGAUCGGUUCCUGCACCUCCAUGAUGAGAAUCUGCUCCUUAAAGAGCACAACAACAAACAGGAGGACAAGAUCAAGAAGCUCAGCACCAAGCUGAUGAAGCUGGUGAAGGACAGAGGUCGAAUGGAGCAGCUCGCCGCCGGCGUAGCGCAGCCGGUGUCCAGGGUCCGAGACGUGGAGAUGGAGGAAAUGAUGGAGGAGCUCCAGGAGAAGGUGCGGGGACUACAGGCGGAGAACGAGGGACUGAAACAGCGUCUUCUUGUGGCCAAACAUCAGCUCAUCAACACGCAGAGCAGGAGGCCAUCGCCUUACAGACACGUCCAGUCACGGGUCAACACCGGAUUAAAGAAGUUGCCGGACGACACGUCAGCGCCCUCUCGACCCAAAAUUUCCAGGAAUUUGGACGGAGGAGGGCGGCCUCCCAGCAGCCAGCUGCCCCGAUACGGACACAGUCUGCUGGAGGAGGCGAGGGCGGAGAUCCGCAACCUAGAGAAAGUGAUCGAGGCUCAGCGGAGCCACAUGGAGGAGACGGAGGGAGAGCUGGAGCAGCUGUGGGAGGAGCUGAGGAAGAAAGAGGCUGAGUACGAAGAGAGACUCCAGCAAGUCCGACAGCAGCAGACCAACAAACUUAGGUCACAUGUCAACGACAACAUGACGAUGAUCAAACUGCAGAAGCAGCUGGCCGUCAGGUCCAACGCAGUAACAGAGCUGGAGGGUCGAUUUCUACAGCUACAAGAGAGUCAGCGGAUGCUGAAGGCCAGUCACGACGCGGCGAUGCUGAAGGUGGACGAGCUGUCGGCUCAGCUUAAAGACGAGAGGCUGAAGAGUCUGGAGAUGGAGAAACGGCUGCAGAGCUCCAACACAUCCAAGAUCAGGAUGGAGCAGCUGCAGCAGCAGAUCUGGGACCUGCAGCAGGAGAGAGACCUUCUGAGGGAGAACAACGACCAACUGGUGAACAGCGCCUUCGACGUAUCUCAGCAACAAAAAUGGCAGAUCCAGGAGCAGCAGCUGAAGUUACAGAUCGCACAGCUGGAGACGGCGCUGAAGGCCGACCUUGUCGACAAAAAUGAAAUCCUCGACAAAAUCAAGGCCGAGAGGG
Paralichthys olivaceus (Japanese flounder) is the source of this 1357-nucleotide messenger RNA. The record is from RefSeq and is a predicted model, not a curated record. NCBI's taxonomy places the organism in Eukaryota, Metazoa, Chordata, Actinopteri, Pleuronectiformes, Paralichthyidae.